Bradysia coprophila is the source of this 3255-nucleotide messenger RNA. RefSeq names its product E3 ubiquitin-protein ligase Bre1 (gene Bre1). NCBI's taxonomy places the organism in Eukaryota, Metazoa, Arthropoda, Insecta, Diptera, Sciaridae. The record is from RefSeq and is a predicted model, not a curated record. Gene Ontology annotation, cellular component: nucleus; HULC complex. Gene Ontology annotation, molecular function: metal ion binding; ubiquitin protein ligase activity.
ACUUCACUGCAUUCUUGCGCGAAAAAUCAUCAAACUGAAUGGAUAGUUGUGAGAAUUUUAUUAAUUUUUAGUCAAAAACUUGCCACAUAAGUGGAAUAAAAACACCGGAAUUCAAUUAGAGAUGUAUUGUAUGUUCUGAAGAAUCUGGCGUUUUACUCUGUAGGAAAAAUCGAAAGCAAAACGUCAAAGAUGUCGAAACGGGGACCUGAUGAUAGUGGGUCGGCCGCACAUCAACCGCCCAUCAAAAAAGUCCAUUUCGAGCCGCACCUUAUUGGAUCCGUUUCGACAUUGGAAGAAAUGGAUAUAAAAGUUCUUAAAUUUCAACACAAAAAAUUGGCCCAGCGCAUUGAACAAAGAAUUCGUUGCGAGGCAGAGCUGAGACAGCGCAUUGAACAGUUGGAGAAACGACAAACUCAGGACGAUGCUGUACUGAAUGUGGUGAAUCGAUACUGGAAUCAAUUGAAUGAGGACAUUCGAGUUUUGCUUCAACGGUUUGAUGCUGAAACGGCUGACGAAGCUGAAAAUAAAAAUGAAAAUGAGGUGACCACAUCCUUUUUAACACAAUUGUCCACGUGGGACAAGGAAGAGCUCGACGAUAAACUUGCCAAUCGAGUCCAAGUAUCCAAGCGAGCUGUUGCCAAGGUCGUCCAAGUAAUCGACCGGCUAAUGCAAAGAAACGAGAAGUUUUCCAUGGCUCUUCGAUCGCCAAACGACGGAUCAAUGACAUUGCCAGAGAUCGAUGAAACGUUACGUCAGUCACAGAUUGAAAUUAUGGCUGAAAAUAAGAAUCUGCAAAGCUUAAAUACGUCGCUCCAUGAAAAAUACCACACAAUAUCGUUGAAGAUGAAAGAAUUGCAGGAUACGGUUACCGGCAAGGAAACGGAAGCAGCAGAAUUACACAAUCAAAUCGAUGACUUGCAAUAUGAAUUGGAAAAAGUUCGACUAAGAAAUGACAAAUUGGAGAACCACUUGGCUGAAGCUAUUGAAAAGCUCAAAACAUUUCAUCAAUUGGUCGGCGAUCAACAGCCGAAAGCCGGAGCGCCUGCUGCAGCUCGUCCAACUGUAACGACAAGUGUUGCAACGCAACACCUAGAAGAUUUACAAAAGGAAGUUGAAGAAUACCGUGAAUUGGCUACCAACAGACUUCAAGAACUGGAUAAAUUGCACCAGACGCACAGGGAAACGUUGAAGGAAGUUGAGAAAUUGAAAAUGGAUAUCCGUCAAAUUCCCGAAUCAGUUAUCGUCGAAACAACCGAAUACAAAUGUCUUCAGUCACAGUUUUCCGUACUCUAUAACGAAUCGAUGCAAAUCAAGACAAUGCUCGACGAAACGCGUAAUCAACUACACAGUAGCAAGAAUCAACAUCUUCGACAAAUCGAAAUGAUGGAAAGCGAAGAAUUGAAUGCCCAGAAGAAGAUGCGCAACGAAAUGAUCCAAAUGGAGGAUGUUUUGGCCCAGAUUCGAAAGGAAUACGAAAUGUUGAGAAUUGAAUUCGAGCAAAAUAUGGCGGCAAAUGAACAAACAGCUCCCAUCAAUCGAGAGAUGCGGCAUUUGAUUACAUCGCUGCAAAAUCAUAAUGGUCAAUUGAAGGGUGAAGUGCAUCGUUACAAGCGAAAAUACAAAGAUGCAGCGGCAGAGAAUAUUAAAUUGCGGAAAGAAGUCGAAGAGGUCACAGCAAAACUUGGAACGGAAUCAAAGAAACAAGAGGUAAAAACGGAAGGCGGUCAACAGGGGAUUAAAGAAGAAAAUACUGGCGAAGGGUUGGCCAAUAUGAAGGAGGAAGGAACAGGUUUUGUGAAGAGUAAGUGGUCGACUGAUAGGUUUGCUGGCACCGUUAUAACUAUAAAUCCGCUUUUUAUUACAGCUGAGGCUGAUGGAAAUGACGAUGAUAGUGUCAAGAAAGAAGAAGGAGGUGGCGCUGUUAAACUAGAGAAAGAUAACAAUUCCGCUGGAAAUGUGACGGAUAAAAAAGAUGGACAGUCCACGUCAUUUAAGAGUGAAAAGGACGCAAUAGAGGCACAACGAGCGAAAGAACUAAAAAUUGCUGAAUCAGAAGUGGUUAGAGAUUUGAAAACUCAGCUGAAGAAGGCGAUGAAUGAUCAAAAAGAAUUGAAACUUUUGCUCGACAUGUACAAAGGAGUAUCUAAAGAUCAAAGAGAAAAAGUUCAAUUAAUGGCAACGGAGAAAAAACUGAGGUCUGAAAUCGAUGACCUACGCAAUCAGCUGAAGAAGAUGCAGGAGAGCAAGCGUGAAGAACGUAAAAAGUUGGCUGACGAGGAUGCUUUGAGGAAAAUAAAGCAACUAGAAGAACAAAAGUAUGAACUACAGAAGCAGGUCGCGAACCAAAAACCAGUGGAUGGGUCAUGGCCAGGUCAUUACAAUACUCGUCCGUUUGUGGGCUCUCACGAGGAAGAGGCUCUACUUAACGAAAUGGAAGUCACUGGUCAAGCAUUCGAAGACAUGCAGGAACAAAAUUCGCGCCUCAUCCAACAGUUACGUGAAAAAGACGAUGCCAACUUUAAACUGAUGUCGGAUCGCAUUAAAGCCAAUCAAAUGCACAAACUUUUACGCGAAGAAAAGCAAAUACUGGAGGACCAAGGGCAGACUCGCGAUACACAAAUCGAGGCCAUGCACAUCGUCCUGCGAAAGCUUGAGGAAAAGGAACGCAUACUGCAGAACACUGUCACGACUAUAGAAAAAGAAUUGGUUCUGCGACAGCAGGCAAUGGAAAUGCAUAAGCGAAAAGCAAUUGAAUCUGCACAAUCUGCGGCCGAUCUGAAGCUCCAUUUGGAGAAAUAUCAUUCACAGAUGAAAGAAGCACAACAAGUAGUUGCCGAAAAGACCAGCGCUCUGGAGGCGGAAGCCUACAAGACAAAGAGAUUGCAAGAGGAAUUAGCACAAUUCAAACGUAAAGCGGAACGUAUGAAGAAGAUUGAAAUGGCUGGUACUACUAUUGACGAAGUUAUGUUGGAAGAGAUCCGUGAGUAUAAGGAAACUUUGACAUGUCCAUCGUGUAAGGUGAAGCGAAAGGAUGCGGUUCUUUCGAAAUGCUUCCAUGUUUUCUGUUACGACUGUUUACGUACGCGAUAUGAAACACGCCAGCGUAAAUGCCCGAAAUGCAACUGUGCUUUUGGUGCCAAUGAUUAUCAUCGUUUGUUUUUAUCCACUUAAACGAAUGUUUAUUUUAUUUUUUACCAUCUACAUAAUAGAACCUAGGCUUAGACUGAAUAAAUAAAGAAAAUGUGAAAAGUCAAA